Molecule: messenger RNA, 450 nt
Organism: Plasmodium malariae
Lineage: Eukaryota; Apicomplexa; Aconoidasida; Haemosporida; Plasmodiidae
Product: HVA22-like protein, putative
Exons: 1
Coding region: 1-450 (149 amino acids)
Source: RefSeq, a predicted model, not a curated record
AUGGGGUUACAUUUAUUUCCAAAAAAACUUAUGCAUUUAAUAAAUAUGAUAGUAUCGGUCAUAUGCCCAGCAGUUAAAACAUAUAAUUUACUAUUAAAUAAAAAAGAUAAGCAGAAUGAAGAAUAUGUGCAAUAUAUUCACUUUUUAACAUACUGGAUAAUAUAUUCUUCGUACUCUUACCUUGAAGCCGUAUUAUUAACUCAUAUUAUGAAUUAUAUUCCUUUUUAUUCUGAAAUAAAAUUGAUGUUUUUUUUUUGGUUAUAUAGUGAUACUUUUCAAGGUGCAGGAUAUAUUUAUUUUAAAUUUAUUGAAAAGAAUUAUGCUCUCGUAGAUAAAAAAUUAUGUGAUUUAGUUCAGAACAAAUUACCGAAAAACGUAGCUAGCUUUUUCACAUUUAAUAAAUCUGAUAAAAAAAUACAGAACAAAGCUAAAAGUACUGUGUCCAAAUAA